GUGGAAGAAUCAUAAUCCCGCAAACUGGCACACAGACAUGGGAGCAGAAAAGCAAACGCAAAAUCAAAGGGAAAUACGUGCGAGAAACGAAAACCGAUUCCCCUUCCAUUCCCAUCAUCACCCUUGCGUUUGUAGUUGGAGAAAAACAAAAUGCCCCGAAACGGCGACGUAGAGGAGGAGAACGUGGCAACGACGUCGUCGCUCACUAUUAGAAACAGAGCAGACCCUUUAUUGGUAACGUGCAGGUGCUUCAGCGUCCUCACCUCUUUGGCUGCCAUUCUCUGCAUCGCCGUCAACGUCCUCUCCGCCGUCCGUUCCUUCAAGCACGCAUCUGACAUUUUCGACGGCAUAUUCCGCUGUUACGCGGUUAUCAUAGCGGCUUUCGUCGUCCUCGCCGAGACCGAAUGGUCUUUCAUACUCAAGUUCUCCAAGGCUUUGGAGUAUUGGGCCGUCAGGGGGAUGCUGCAGAUCUUUGUUGCAGUCAUGACAAGGGCUUUUCCUGACUAUAUUGGGGAACGAAGGGACCUUUUUCUUCUUCAGAGCAUAGCCAGUUAUUUUCUACUUGCCUGUGGCUUUAUUUAUGUUGUCUCGGGUGUCCUGUGUAUUGGUUUUCUUAAACGUGCUCGCCAGAAGCAGGAGAUUACAAGAGAGCAAGCAGCCAAGGAUCUGGAGGAGUUGGAACGGCGCAGAGAGGAACUUGAACAACUGCUCCUUGCGGAAAGAGUUUAAAAGUUUGAGAGUAGUGCUGAAAUUAAUCCGUAGUGAAGAUAAGUCUCCAGAAAACUUAAUGAAUCUCUGUUUAUGUUAGUAUUGCUUACAGAAUUGCUCGUUCAUUCUUUGUAAGUAUCGAGUUAUAUUGUUAGAUGUAGGCCAUUAUUGGCCUAUUCUUUGUAAAUAUACGAAGCAACGUUUAUUGUGUCUCAGUUUUUAUAGAGGCUUCAAUCCAACUUCUGUUGACGAUAAUAAAAUCUUCACUUCAGUUUCUGUUGUUAA
Messenger RNA from Cajanus cajan (pigeon pea), 993 nucleotides. Its product is annotated as vacuole protein. The record is from RefSeq and is a predicted model, not a curated record. Lineage: Eukaryota; Viridiplantae; Streptophyta; Magnoliopsida; Fabales; Fabaceae.